Messenger RNA from Micropterus dolomieu (smallmouth bass), 2514 nucleotides. Its product is annotated as E3 ubiquitin-protein ligase TRIM39. The coding region runs from base 11 to 1045 and encodes 344 amino acids. The record is from RefSeq and is a predicted model, not a curated record. The transcript is spliced from 6 exons. Gene Ontology annotation, molecular function: protein binding. NCBI's taxonomy places the organism in Eukaryota, Metazoa, Chordata, Actinopteri, Centrarchiformes, Centrarchidae.
AAAUGAAGAAAUGCUUCUGAAACACCAGCAGCACCUGCAGAGACAAAGAGAUGCCAUCGCCUACAGGAUGAAGAAGCUGGCAGCUAAGCAAGUGGAGAUAACAAAAAAGACGAACGCAAUAAAGGAGAAAAUCAGUAAAAAGUAUGAGGACAUGAAGAGGGUUCUGGAUGAGGAUCUCCGGAUCACGCUGACCCACCUGGACACAGAGCACGCAGCCACAACGAAGUUUGUGGAGGAGAGGAUAGAGGACUGCUACCACCUCACUCAGGAACUGGACCAGGAACUGUCCAACAGUGGUGCCCAGAAUGCCGUAACAGAAAAAAGAAUUUCUGAGACCCUGAAGUUGACUGACCCUGACCUGAUUCAGAUGGAUGAUUUCAAGAGCGAGCAACUACUGAGUCUUACCAUCAACUUGCUGCUCUUCAUCAGGUCCCAGGUCCCUGUCACCAAGAAACUGUUACAGAGCUAUGCCGCAGAUGUUGUCCUUGACGCCGACACUGCCCACCCCAAACUGAUCAUCUCUCCCAAAGGCAACUCAGCCACCUAUACUGACACCUGGCAGGAUGUCCCGGAGACUCCCUCCCGCUUUGACACCACCUUAAAUGUAAUCAGCCAGCAAGGCUUCAGCGAAGGCCGCAAUUACUGGGAGGUGGAGGUGAAAGGGAAAACGUACUGGGAGUUGGGGCUCACCCACCCGAGCAUCCCACGCAAGGGACGCGAGGAAGACUCCUGGCUGGGCCGAGGCAAAGAGUCUUGGUGUGUGGAACACUUUAAUGGAGACUACACAGCCUGGCAUGGUGGUGUGCAGCAUGAGCUGCCUCUGCUGGCAGGAAAACAGUUCACUCGCAUCGGGGUGUACUGCAGCUUCCCUGGGGGUUUGGUGUGCUUUCUAGGAGCUGAUACUAUGACCCCCCUCCACUGCUUCUGCGCUGGGACCUUCACCAACACCCUACAUCAAGCAUUAUGUCCUGGUCAUGAGAACGAAGGCACAAACUGGAAUCCCCUUAAGAUCUGUGAUGUGUCCCGAUCAGCUCCUACUCUCUGAGGUGGAGCAGAAUUACUCAGUGCAUGUGUUGCACAUGCAUAUCAGCUGCCUGAUCUGACAUUCUUAACUUGUGACACAACAUCAGCUCUAGAUACUGUAAGUCAGGCUAGUCUAAACGUGCCUAAAGGAAUUUUUAAAGCAUAUCUCUGUUUUAGAUUCUCGGGUCAUGUUGUUCACUUCCAGUCACUCGUGUUUUCUUUAUAGGUGACACACACUCUGUGACGUUAGAGCUGUUCUUCACCCUGUUUAUUUCCAAAAGCUUAUUGUAAAUGCUUUGACCUGAACCGGAAUACCCAGAUGAGGAAUUGCCAAAGACAGAAGUUGACAGGGCAUAGAUAAAGUCUUUAGGUAAGAAUUAAUAAUAUAUAACCUUUAAUUUGGUAAAGAUAGAUCUGCUUUUUAACAUUAAUCAAGUAGAUAAUCAGAGGGUGGCGAUGGUCCAACAGAUAAGACCAUGCCUUUGGUGUGAGAGACCUGGGUUCAAUCCCCCACUGUGACCCACCCACCAUUGUGUCUCUGAGCAAGACACUUAACCCCUAGUUGCUCCAGAUGUAUGCGACCUCUAACAUGUAUAGCAUAGUAAGUCGCUUUGGAUAAAAGCGUCCAAAUUGACCAAAUUGAACUUAGGAAGGAUAAUGCUGGUGAUAUUCUAUAUUUUUCUUAUUGUCAGCAAAUCCAUUGAAAAUACUCAAUACUUUUAAACUCCCCUAUGGCUCUUAGACCCAAGCCCACUUGUUCCUACUAAAGAUGUCAAUCACACAUUUAUCAUUUUAUUUAAAAAAGGACUGAGUACUAAAACAGCUGGGCACUGCAGUUUUUGUCAAAUGUUACUCAAACAAUAAAUAAAUACAAAAUUUUUGGGGACUAUUUUCAGCUGUGGAGUAAUACACAUUUGGUGCUCUAGUACUUAUGAAAGCACGAUGGUGAGUUUGACUCAAAACAAACUACAGUGCCCAUAUUUAUCACAAUGAAGCAAUAACUUACUCUACUACUGCGCAAUAGUGUGGUGUAUUUUAGACAAAAAUAUAGAUCUAUUGCAUGAAGAAUGAGUUAUAUCAGGGUUUGGCUACACAGACAUACUUGUAAGAUCAACUCAUUGUUGGUUUUGGUUGGUAUAAGUGAUAUUUGUUAAUAAUAAGACAAAUAUAGCAAAUCGCCAACCUUAUCCUUUAAGUGUUAACAGAAAGCUGAAAAUGUUUUAUGUCUAUUAGAAGUAUUGAUUGCUAAAGAAAAUAAAUCUAACUUUGGGACAUAUUUCACAAAAAUCCAGAAUGAGAAUUUUGCACCUUCAAUUUGUUCACGUGACAUUGUGUAUUAUUUACCAUGUUACAAACAUCUUCCUUGUUUUAAAAAACAAAAAUAGCCAUCCUCUAAUGUGGUCUGUGCUUACAGAUGUGCAAACAAAUGACACACAACUCAUUACACAAUGAAUUAUUCAUGUUUAAUACAAUAAAAUGUUUACAUAAGCA